Messenger RNA from Penicillium chermesinum, 2691 nucleotides. Its product is annotated as MCM DNA helicase complex subunit MCM2. Lineage: Eukaryota; Fungi; Ascomycota; Eurotiomycetes; Eurotiales; Aspergillaceae. The record is from RefSeq and is a predicted model, not a curated record. The coding region runs from base 1 to 2691 and encodes 896 amino acids. Gene Ontology annotation, molecular function: single-stranded DNA helicase activity; ATP binding; single-stranded DNA binding. Gene Ontology annotation, cellular component: MCM complex; nucleus. The transcript is spliced from 5 exons. Gene Ontology annotation, biological process: mitotic DNA replication initiation; DNA replication; double-strand break repair via break-induced replication.
AUGGAUCCCCUCCAACCCAGCUCCUCGGCUGCUAACCGCGGUCCACGAUCGAAUGCUCGCAAGCGUUCAAGAGAACCAGAUGACAUGUCCUCGCCAGUCCCAGUGGCCCCUUCAAGUCCUCCCGCAAUUGCCUCAUCUCCGCCUAUGCAAUUUGAGGAAUACUCUGAUGAUGAAGAGGUCCAAAAUGAGGAGAUACUGGAUAUUGAUGAUGCGGAUGAAGCGGCAGAGGACGAGGAUGGGAUUGACCUUUUCGGCGACGAUUUUGAGCGGGACUACCGCGCCGGCGAAAAAGAUCAGUACGAGAACGAGCAUUACAUUGACGACGACGGUGACUACGAGGACCUUGAUGUUGGCGCCCGUCGGCAAUUGGAUGCUCGACUGAACCAGAGGGAUCGUGAAAUUGCUCGCAACCGCCGUAUGCCCGCUGCGUUCUUACAGGACGACGAUGAUCUCGAAUUAGACUUAGCGCGCCAGCCCCGCCGUCGGCGUCAUCACUAUGAUGAAGAACGGGAGGAUAUCGAUAUGGCAGAUGAAGGCAUGGAAGAGCUGUCCCUGGAGGAGCUGGCAGAUGUCAAGGCCGGAAACAUCACCGAUUGGGUUACUCAGCCUCAAGUUCUGCGAUCCAUGUACCGGGAGUUCAAAGCUUUCUUGACCGAGUAUAUCGAUCCGUCGGGUCAAUCGGUUUACGGUAACCGUAUUAAGCAUCUGGGUGAAAUCAACUCUGCAUCACUGGAGGUAUCUUACGCCCAUCUGAGCGAGUCGAAGGCUGCGCUUUCAUAUUUCCUGGCCAACGAACCUACUGAAGUCUUGAAAGUGUUCGACCAAGCCGCGCUCGAUGUCACUCUUUUCCACUACCCGUCAUACCAUGAUAUCCACAACGAGAUUCACGUGCGCAUCACCGAUGUACCCAUCAUCUACACUCUUCGCCAGCUGCGCCAGUCCCACCUCAACUGUUUGGUCCGUGUGAGCGGGGUUGUCACUCGCCGCACCGGUGUUUUCCCACAGCUUAAGUAUGUGAUGUUCUUGUGUCAGAAGUGUGGUAUCACGCUCGGUCCCUUCCAGCAAGAAUCCAGCGCCGAGGUCAAGAUUUCCUUCUGUCAGAACUGCCAGUCCCGCGGUCCAUUCCAGAUCAACUCCGAGAAGACCCUCUACCGCAACUACCAGAAGUUGACUCUACAGGAGUCUCCUGGCUCUGUGCCUGCUGGUCGUCUGCCGCGCCAGCGUGAGGUCAUUCUUCUUGCCGACCUGAUUGAUACCGCCAAGCCGGGCGACGAGAUUGAGAUCACUGGCAUAUACCGCAAUAGCUAUGAUGCGCAAUUGAACAACAAGAACGGGUUCCCCGUCUUCGCUACUAUCAUUGAGGCCAACCAUGUGGUCAAGUCCCACGACCAGAUGGCCGGUUUUAAUCUGACUGAAGAGGAUGAGCGUGAGAUUCGCGCUUUGUCAAGAGAUCCUGACAUCGUUGACAAGAUUGUCCGCUCCAUGGCUCCUAGUAUUUACGGCCACUACGACGUCAAGACUGCCGUGGCUCUUUCACUCUUCGGAGGUGUCAGCAAGGAGGCUCAGGGGAAAAUGUCGAUUCGUGGUGAUAUCAACGUCCUCUUGCUUGGUGAUCCCGGUACCGCCAAGUCCCAGGUACUCAAAUAUGUAGAGAAGACCGCCCACCGAGCUGUUUUCGCCACUGGUCAAGGUGCCAGUGCUGUCGGUUUAACUGCCAGUGUCCGUCGCGACCCUCUGACCAGUGAAUGGACUCUGGAAGGUGGUGCUCUUGUGCUGGCUGAUCGUGGUACCUGCUUGAUCGACGAGUUUGACAAGAUGAAUGACCAAGAUCGAACAUCCAUCCACGAAGCCAUGGAACAGCAGACCAUCUCUAUCUCCAAGGCGGGUAUCGUAACUACCCUAAAAGCCCGUUGUGCCGUUGUUGCUGCCGCCAACCCUACUGGCGGCCGCUACAAUGCCACCAAGCCUUUCUCGCAGAAUGUUGAGCUUACAGAGCCUAUCCUGUCUCGUUUCGAUAUCCUGUGCGUAGUGCGAGACCUGGUUGAGCCGAGCGAAGAUGAGCGUCUCGCCAACUUCGUAAUCGAGUCACACCACCGCUCCAACCCCCCCAAGCCUCUGCGCAACAACGCUGGCGAACUCGUGAAUGCAGAUGGCGAGCGCAUUGACGAGGAGGGCUUCCGUAUUGACGCACAAGGCCGCCGUCUCCCACCUACCCCGGAAGAGGUUGCUAGGCGUGCCGCAGAGCAGAAGAAGGAAGAUGAGGAGAAGGAGGGCGAGAUACCCCAGGAGCUGCUCCGAAAGUACAUUCUCUACGCUCGCGAGCGCUGCUACCCCAAACUGUACCAGAUCGACCAGGACAAGAUCGCCCGUCUCUUUGCGGACAUGCGCCGCGAGUCCCUGGCCACAGGUGCCUACCCCAUCACGGUCCGUCACCUGGAAGCCAUCAUGCGUAUUGCCGAAGCCUUCUGCAAGAUGCGCCUGUCAGAAUACUGUUCCGCACAGGACAUCGAUCGUGCCAUCGCAGUGACCGUCGAGUCAUUCAUUGGUAGCCAGAAGGUCAGCUGCAAGAAGGCUCUGUCUCGUGCCUUUGCCAAAUACACACUUUCCCGACCGAAGCCCCAGUCCAAGCGUCGCGCUGGUGUUGCUGUCCAGAACCCGCAUCUGCCGCGGAGUAUGCCCACUGGCGUUUAA